AUGUAUUUUUAUGAUCCUUACUGUGUUGCCACAUUUGAGAAAGAUCAUUUUGCUGAAGGACGUUUCCGAAGGGCUUACAGAGGUCAAUGGACUACUCCUGAGAAGUAUGGACAGAAAUGUGUCAUAAAAAGAAUGAAAUCAGGCUAUGUUUGGGCUGCCAAUGGUUGGGACAACACAAUAAAGAUUUAUAACAGAGCUAGAAAGAUAGCGUAUCAAUUUAACCGAAGCCUUAAUCCUCGUUACCCCAUCCGUUUCACAGGCAUUAAUAAGUAUGUUGUAUCAUAUUCCUAUCCAACAGAAUAUGUUGUGGCUGAAGAUUAUUUGGAAGGAGAUUUUAAAAAGUGGGUCAACAAUUAUGGCUAUAUAUCUCCUGAGGCUAAAUCUGGCGAUGCCAUCAUGUCAGCAUUUGUCCACUGGAGCUGGAUACACACUAAAGGGCAGGAAAUGGUGUGCGAUCUUCAUGGAACUCGUGAUGAAAAUGGCUAUCAUUUGACAGACACAUCAGUCCUCUCAAUCUCUAAUACGUAUGGCGAGACAGACAUGGGAAUAGAGGGCAUGGCAAUGUUUUUCAUGAACCACGAAUGCAAUAGUAUCUGUAAAGGAUGGAGGAGGCCUCAUUGGGAGUCUUUUAAAGGAAAGAUUUCAAGAGAAACAUUAACAGCAUGUCAACUUAUCCAGAGCCAAGUCAACAAUGCCACCUCCUACAGGUUUGAGAUGAAAUUCCCUCGAGCUACUAAAGAUAUCGUUAAAACAGUGUUCCUUCAAAUUGCUCAAGCUCAAUAA
Molecule: messenger RNA, 783 nt
Organism: Amphimedon queenslandica
Lineage: Eukaryota; Metazoa; Porifera; Demospongiae; Haplosclerida; Niphatidae
Product: alpha-protein kinase vwkA-like
Exons: 1
Coding region: 1-783 (260 amino acids)
Biological process (GO): protein phosphorylation
Molecular function (GO): protein serine/threonine kinase activity; ATP binding
Source: RefSeq, a predicted model, not a curated record